Messenger RNA from Phytophthora nicotianae INRA-310, 330 nucleotides. RefSeq lists its product as hypothetical. The transcript has a single exon. The record is from RefSeq and is a predicted model, not a curated record. The coding region runs from base 1 to 330 and encodes 109 amino acids. Lineage: Eukaryota; Oomycota; Peronosporomycetes; Peronosporales; Peronosporaceae.
AUGGUGAUCACGAGAAAGCUGAGAGUAUGUGAUCACGAGAAAGCUGAGAGUAUGCUUAGCUGCCGCUCAACGUCUUUGCGGCAGUUACCCGGGUCGUUUCAAGUGCAAGAGCCAGAUGGAGAUGUGGUGGAAGAUGAAGAUGAUGGGAUCGCUUCAGGUGACCGUGUGAAAAGCUGUUCAGGCUCAGUGGGAGGAGAUCUAUCGUCGACUAGUGAUAGUAGAGAUGCUGGCGAUGAUUAUCAUGUUAAGACAAUCCUUUUGACGAUCGACGCGUGCUCGACGACCGAACGGACUUUUUUUACUAUGAUAUCGAGCUACCUGAAAGCCUGA